AUGGCCGCGGACGACUCGUACACGGCAGCUGACGAGCGCGCCCGUGCCGCCCGGAGGGCGGGCAUCCAGGCGAAGAAGGACGAACAGCCGGCGAACACGGCGCGGAGUUACGCGGCGAAGCAGCGGGAGUGGAAGGCCUGGUGCCAUACGCCUCGGGCUGCAGCAGACGGCUCGCUCUAUAGCUGGCCCGACGGCGAGCUCGUAACGCCGGACAAGCUGGCGGCGUGGCUCAAAGAGGAUAUCCUGUUACGACGCGUUGUGCCGCCGCAGAAGAAGAAGCCGCGCGCGCGGGGUAAGGUUAGGGGCGACGGCAACGGCGAGGCCGUACAGGUACGGCAACAGCGCGAACAGGAGCAGCUCGAGGCCGCGGCCAUGGCAGAGGCCGAAAGCCUGGCCGAAGCUUUGGAGGUCCCCCUGGCCGAGGCCGCUGAGCUGCUCGCUGACGACCGCGAGGGUUACGUGCCACCCACAGGCCUCGCGACGGCUGCAGUAGACCUUACCGAAGGGUCUUUGCUUACGAGGGGCACUAUCGACGCCUAUAUCGCGGCCGUUAUCGAGCUAUGGAGGCUCCAGGUGGCUCACGGCAACUCGAAUACGGAGAAUCCCGGGGCGCGCCACCGCGGGAGCGACGGGAUCCAGGCCGGCUACCUCCCCGAUGAAUGGCUUCGGAUCCAGGAUCUCCUUCUCACUGGCGCCGCGUAUACGCCGCAAAACCUCCGUACGCGAGUCGACCUCCUCUUCGGCCACUACUACCUCUUACGGGGGGAGAACCGCCGCAAGAUGGAGCUUGCAGACCUGUCCCUACUCGACUAUCCGCCUUCGGAAGGGCCGACCCCCUGUGGUUGCCUGGUAAGCCUUUUACGGGACGGCAAGCUAAAUAAGACGGCGAGGAAGGAGUUUAUGGGCGCGCUCCGGCACAAGGACCCCUUAUUCUGUACGCAAGGGGCCCUAGCACAGCUCUUCUUUUGGCGCUGGCACGUCGCCGGCGAACCGCCCCCGUCCUUCCGGCGCCGUCAGGACUGGUAUCGGAUCAAGGUCCUCGUCGGGCGGGACCGCGAGCAGGAGCUCUCGUACCCGACGCAGCUACAAGAGACCUGGCGUAUCUUCGGCGCUGCCGGCCUUAUCGCGUCGAAGAAGACGCACCUCCCGCGCAGGGUGGGCGCCCAGGACGCGGAGACCCAUGGCACGUCGCUCGCCCAGAUCUCGCAGGCCGGCCGCUGGAACCAGAGCGUGCUCUGCCAGGCAUAUCUUACGCACCUACCGCGGCAGUUCAUGCGUAUCGUCGCCGGCUUCUCGGCCUCCCGGGGACUACUUCCUCGCGCGUGGGAACCCCGCUUUGAGGCGCGGGCGCGCCGGCAAUGCUGGGCAGAAGGCGGUCUCGACGACGACGACUUAGCCGCCGACGGCUUCCUUAAGCUUAUGCGGCGCCUGCGUAUAGUACUUCUGCAGGACCUGGCCGUCCUACAGCUCCGCUACCCGUCGCUACCGUUCUUCGCCUACGCCCCUUUUAGCGGGCCCGAGUGGGACGAGUUCGCCGUCGCCGUGCGGUCCACCGCGGUAGGGGCUAUGGAGACGGUAAGCCUGCUCGUACGACGCGCGCUGCCGGAACUAAGCGGCGUCAUAGAGAGCACGCGGGAGGCCCUGUUACAGAAUAGUCAGCGGCUCGCCAUCCGGCUUGAGGCCCGGCUGGACGGGAUUCAGGGCGGCCUCGAUGCCCUCCUCCAAGGCAAGGUCCCUAUCACCUUUACCGGUUACUUCGGAGCCGGGUCAGCAGAGGCGCUGGCGCCGGCGCCGGCCCGGCGCCGUCAACAGUACCUACCUUGA
This is a messenger RNA of Hirsutella rhossiliensis, 1824 nucleotides long. Its product is annotated as centromere DNA-binding protein complex CBF3 subunit. The transcript has 4 exons. Gene Ontology annotation, molecular function: DNA binding. The record is from RefSeq and is a predicted model, not a curated record. Lineage: Eukaryota; Fungi; Ascomycota; Sordariomycetes; Hypocreales; Ophiocordycipitaceae. The coding region runs from base 1 to 1824 and encodes 607 amino acids.